UUUUCGUCAUCUCAUCCAGUCAUUGAUAUCAAUUUCCAUUCCCUUUCCCCCCUUCCCUUCGUUUCGUUGUUUCGUUUCCUUCAGUUCUCGGUCAAAACGAAAAAGAAGCAGGGACGCCCGCCAAGCGCCAAGCGCCAAGAUGACCAGGUUGUCAUCGGACGAAAGCAGGCCCUUGCUCAGCCAUCAUGAUACCGAGGAGGAUUUGUUAUCGCAGCGGCGGCGGUACUACGGCACGGAUGGUACGGUAGCCCGUGCACCGCAUACAAACAACGACGUCAACGGCAACGGCAACAACGAUGGUGAUGAUGAUGAUGGGUUGGAGGAUUGUAACAUCAACUUUGACGACGACCCGGAUAACCCGCAGAACUGGCCGACGCCGUUCAAAUGGAGUGUGGUGGCCUUGUUGGCCAUGACGGCUUUUAGUGUCACAUUCAACUGCAUCUCCCUCGUUCCCCUCGCCCCCUCCAUCGUCCGCUCCCUCACCCCUCCACCAUCCGACCCCUCCACCCCACCCCCCUCUCUCAAAUCCGCCUCCGUCCUCCUCGUCACCAUCUGGGAACUAGGCGAAGCCACGGGCCCCUUACUCAUCGCGCCCCUCUCCGAGCUCUUCGGCCGCUACCCGACCUUGAACAUCUCCAACAUCCUGCUCAUCUUCUUCACCAUCCUCACUGCCACCGCCACCAGCGUCCCUACUCUCAUCCUCUCCAGAUGCUUGACUGGUCUGGCGGUCGCGUCGAAUGUGCUCAACCCGGCUAUAGUGGGCGAUAUGUUUCCGAGUGAUCAGAGAGGGAGUGCGAUGAGUAUGAUUUUCGUCGCUCCCCUCGUGGGCGGGGCGGUGGGACCGGCGAUAGCUAGUGCCGUGGCGGAAAGUGUGGGGUGGAGGAAUGUUGUUUGGGGAGCGGCGGCGUUGAGUACCAUUUGUGAGGUUGCGUUUUUGUGUUUGUUUAAGGAGACGUAUAAAGUGGCGAUUAUCAAGAGGAGGGUGAGGGAGAAGAGCAGACUCGCGGAUCGGGCGAAUGCGAGUUUGGGGGGCGGAAGAAGGGGACAUAGGAGGACGUACUCGGAGAUGAGCAUGGGCAGCAAGCGCGAGGCGUGGAGGAAGUUGAGGGAUUCGGUUUUGCGGCCGUUUUUGGUGGUGUUUGGGAGUGGGUUGUUGAUGGCGUUGAGCUUGUUGGGGUCGGUCACGUUUUCGUUUUUUUACGUGAUUAGUGUCACGUUGCCGGAUAUUCUUGAGGAUAACUAUGGGCUGUCGGGAGCGGUUAAGGGGUUGUGUUUUAUGGGUUUUACCGUCGGCUCCUUCCUAGCCGUCCUAACCUGCAACGCCUUCCUCGACCGCAUCUACAUCGCCCUCCGCGACCGCGAUGCCGCCCUCACCCAGCCCUGCUCUCCCGACGAUUCCCUUCCCAAGGAAAAACCAGAAUACCGCCUCCCCCUCACUAUCCUCGGCGCCUUCAGCAUGCCCUUCGCCAUCACCUUCUACGGCUGGGUCGCCCAGCUCCGUCUGCCCCUCCCCUUCUUGCUCAUUGCUUGUGGGCUGAUUGGCGCCAACGUCAUGUUGACGCUCAUCCCGCUGAUGGCGUACGUGGUCGAUGCUUUUGGUUUGUUCUCGGCUAGCGCCAUGACGGGCGUGAUUGUGAGUAGGUGUCUUAUGGGCACUUUCUUGCCGUUGACGACAGCGCCGCUGGUGGAUUCUUUUGGGUAUGGUUGGGGGUUUAUGGUGUUUGGGGCGAUGAGUUUGGUGUUGGCGCCGAUUAGUGUGGUGGUGUUUAGGUAUGGGGAGAGGUGGAGGCAGUUUUGCAAGUACUCUAGGGGGGAGUAGUAGGCUGUUACUGUGCGUGGGUGUAGGUGGUUUGGUGGAGUCGACGAUGGGAUCUUUUUGACGACAUAUGAUUUGAAUACGACAUGGAUGUGAUGGAUUA
Neurospora tetraspora is the source of this 1919-nucleotide messenger RNA. Its product is annotated as major facilitator superfamily domain-containing protein. Lineage: Eukaryota; Fungi; Ascomycota; Sordariomycetes; Sordariales; Sordariaceae. Bases 140 to 1819 code for a protein of 559 amino acids. Gene Ontology annotation, cellular component: plasma membrane. The transcript has 3 exons. The record is from RefSeq and is a predicted model, not a curated record. Gene Ontology annotation, molecular function: transmembrane transporter activity. Gene Ontology annotation, biological process: transmembrane transport.